Messenger RNA from Paraglomus occultum, 771 nucleotides. The record is from the annotation of a GenBank genome assembly. Lineage: Eukaryota; Fungi; Glomeromycota; Glomeromycetes; Paraglomerales; Paraglomeraceae.
AUGUCGCUCGCAUACUCGCCCAUCCCAACACCAUCUCUCUCAUCAACGUCUUCUCGCUCAACAUCUCCGUCAAGUCCAAUUGAACGUGUCAAGGAAAGCCUGGACAUUUUUGAAAGAUUACUAGCUCAGAAAGCACCGCCAAUGAGCGUCCGUGAAUCGUUUUAUGCCUUUGUUUCGGAUUAUGACGAAUGUAAGCUUGACGACGACAGCAUCUGGAAUAUCACAAACGUAAAGGAUAAAGAAGAGUACAAACUGAGACAAGAUUUGAAAUUCCGUCGGUGGAUUGUGACCAAAUUGUUCAAACCAGAAUUUCUGUACCAAGAAGAGGUGACGGAAAAAGAAGACGACGACGGGGACGAAAUCGAAGAGAAAAUAGACGCAUAUCUACAGACGUUUCUUUGUGACGCCUAUUUUGAAGAGAUUACGGCAAACGAGUGGAUUGAUGAAGAGACGGAAUGGGGGCCGAACAAAUAUAGUAAGGAUGAGAUCUACCAGCCAGAAUGUGUUGAUGACGGUAUUGGUUAUGAUAAUUAUGAUGACGACUGCGAUUCAGUGUUGUCAUACAGUUUUAUCGAUGACCUUCUUCCCUUGUACUGCAACGUUAUGUGGGAUCAACAAAAUAACGUUGAACCGCCUACAAAUAUCGUUACUUCCGAUGGCGAAUAUAUUCCAUUAUGCAAUAAUCCAUAUGCUUUUAUUGAUAUCUUUGAACCUUGUCCCGAAAGAGAUGCAAACAAAGAAGCUUAUUACGCUUUAUUACAAUUGCAUUAA